UUCACAAUGUUAACCUCUGCAGUUCUUACAAAUGCUUUUCCUUUUGUGUCUAGCUACAUUCAAAACCUCCUCUUCCUUGCACUUGCAUUGCCAGGGAAUUUUUGAACUGAUGAGGACAAGGUCAUGUAUUUUUUCUUUACCGCUAGUACCCAGAUGCAGCAUACAUGGCUUACCCAAAUGUAGAGAAGGUGAAGCAUUAUGCAAUUUUAUCAAGAUUUAUGGAAACAAAUCUAGCAUAAGACUAUAUGGUUCUAGAAUUUAUGGGCCUGAGAGAGGAUUCACUACUAAGUGGAUUAAAAGAUGUGUAACUACAAGAGCAGAAGAAAGUAAACAAACCACUUGGGACACCAAAUCAAGAAGUACCAAGCAUGAAAGUUUUAGAGAGGAGAUUUUACCAAAUGCUACAGUGAAUGAAAACACAACACAGCUAGAUCAGUUCCCGAAAAUUCAGUGGCCUGAAGUGCAAGAAAUUGCUCAGUAUAAAAAUUUAUCUGACCUACUCACUGUUAUUGUUUUUGAUGUUGAGACUACUGGGUAUAGCAGAGUAAAUGAUCGGAUCAUUGAUAUUGCACUUCGAGAUCUCCAAGGUGGCGAGCACAGCACUUUCCAAACUCUUGUAAAUCCUCAAUGCCAUGUUCCUAAUUCACACGUUCAUGGAAUUGCUACCCAUAUGGUGAACCGAACUGAUGUGCCAAGGAUGGAAGACCUGGUACCCAUCUUGUUGCAGUACAUUAGAAGCCGUGAGAAACAUGGUGGAUACGUGUUAUGGGUUGCACAAAAUGCUCGCGCUUUUGAUGCACCUUUUCUCAUGCACGAGUUCAUUCGAUGUUCCAUGGAGAUUCCUCAUAAUUGGCUGUUUCUGGACACCCUUCCUCUGGCACGUCAACUGAUAAAGUCUGGUGGAACAAACCUUUCUUCAGCUUCACUGGCUGCCCUUCGCGAGUUUUACAGAGUUGAAGUGGAUGGAUUAGCUCACAGAGCCAUGGUAGAUGUGAACACAUUGUCUCAGGUACUUCCCGUGUUGACCUCUGAUCUGAAGUUGACUUUAUCCAGCCUUGUCAAAAAAUCUUUCAGUUUCUCAGAUUUGAUGAUAAGGGCUAAGAAAAGAUAGUGAUUGAAAUGGCUGGACAUUGUGGAAAUGUUAACAUGCCCACAUCUAUAUGAAUGCUCAUGGAUUCCAAAAUUCAUAGCUGUAGUAUAUAGAAAAGGGACAAAAUGCUUUCAUUGAGAGUCGAACUCAAGACCUCCCGCUUACUAAACGGGUGCUCUAACCAA
Molecule: messenger RNA, 1275 nt
Organism: Vigna angularis (adzuki bean)
Lineage: Eukaryota; Viridiplantae; Streptophyta; Magnoliopsida; Fabales; Fabaceae
Product: exonuclease DPD1, chloroplastic/mitochondrial
Exons: 4
Coding region: 32-1111 (359 amino acids)
Biological process (GO): DNA catabolic process
Cellular component (GO): cytoplasm
Molecular function (GO): nucleic acid binding; 3'-5'-DNA exonuclease activity
Source: RefSeq, a predicted model, not a curated record